Messenger RNA from Heterobilharzia americana, 1650 nucleotides. Lineage: Eukaryota; Metazoa; Platyhelminthes; Trematoda; Strigeidida; Schistosomatidae. The record is from the annotation of a GenBank genome assembly.
CAACCUCGGAAACACUGUUAGUGUGACCUUGGGGUCAGCAUGUUGUCGGCUUGCAGAGAGUUAUAUUUAUCCCUUAAACGUUCUGUUGUAAAUUGGAGUUUUAGUAAUGGCUUAAUAGAAGAAACUGUUCUACCAGAAGUGAUCACUGAAUCAGCUUGCGGCAAGGAAACAGGAACUAUUUCGUUCUUCACAGUUUCAACUAGUGGAUUUUACCUUUCUGUAGUUGAUAGUGCAAAACAGCUGUAUUUGUAUGCUCGCAAGAAUGACCAGUGGUUAUUGCUUUCGCAGCUGAAACUGCAUAAACAAGUUUCAUGUCUUUUGUUCUCUCCGAGUGAGGGUUCACUAUUGAUUGGUGACAAGUCGGGAGAUAUAUACAAACUUUUUAUCAGUGAGGGGCGAAUUAUUUCUGAAAAGGACUUAACUUGCAUUUGCGGUCAUCUAUCCCUACUGAGCCAUCUGGCUAUUUCAGAUGAUGAAUUGUACUUGGCAUCUUGUGAUCGCGAUGAAAAGAUACGCAUUAGUCGGUUUUCUCAACCGUAUGUUAUUCAAUCAUUCUGCCUUGGGCAUACAUCAUUCGUUUCUCAGCUGGCAUUUAUUCCCAACAGUCAGUAUUUAAUUUCAACUGGAGGGGAUGGGGAUUUUAAAGUUUGGAAUUGUGUAUCAGGUGAAUGUUUGUCGUCUUACCAUGUAUCAGUAGAUGAAUUACCAUCACCUUCAUCAGUUUCUGAAUCCGAUAGUGCAGAAGCUGUGGUUUCUAGGUUAUACGUUACUCAGAGCAAUGUAAUUGUCUGUUCCUUUUUUUCCCACCCGGUACUAUCAGCAUUUUAUCUGCAUAUUUCAAAAGACAAUGAAGCUGUACAUUGGGGAUCACGAAGUUUCAUUUCAACACCGGAUAACUUACCUAUCAUUGACAUGGUUUUAUUCUCUAAUGCAAAAGCAAAUGACGAUUGUAUUACAGAUAGUUUAAUUAUUGGGAUGUGUUCUACUUCGGUUGGUGUUCGUUUAUUCUCUUGGAAGCUAACGGUACAAUACAAUGCUUAUGAACCAUUGUGCUCCCUGAAAUGGGAGGAUCCUCAACGCAUAGAUUGCAUGUCAGACGAUAUUCUCUCAAAGGUCCCAAGUAGGUGAAUACUUGUGUAUAUGUGAUAUAAUGCAUUAUUAGUUAACUAUUGAAGUUCUCGAACUCAAACAGCAUCUUUACCAGUCAACUCACUGCUCUUCACGAUUCUCUGGUAUAGACUGCAGUGUAAAUGAAGGGUGUAAACCAAGAGGAUUACAGAUCAGUUAGUAUACUGUGAUACUUUUAAAGGCAACAAUAGUUGUUCCAAGUCCACGAACAGAACUUUUGAAGUUGUUUUUCAAGUGUAAACCCAAUGAUUCAAUGAUACAAGCAUAUGAAGAUAAGAAGCAUUUACAUCAGCAAAAUAUUACUCAACGUCAUAUACGAAGUCAAAAAAUGCGUAAAUUAAAUAGAGCUUCACAGAAUAAUAUCAACAAAGAGACAAUUGAUGAUAAUGAUAAUAAUGGAAAUAGUUAAUGUUUCGAUUACUCUGUAUGUCUUUAUCUUCUCUGUUUUGUCAGUGAAUUUGGCGAUAAUUACGAGUUGAUUACUCGAUGUUUAUGAUCAUCCAUGCAAAUUGUUUACUGAGA